Molecule: messenger RNA, 3214 nt
Organism: Eurytemora carolleeae
Lineage: Eukaryota; Metazoa; Arthropoda; Copepoda; Calanoida; Temoridae
Product: hexosaminidase D
Exons: 22
Coding region: 93-1802 (569 amino acids)
Molecular function (GO): hexosaminidase activity
Source: RefSeq, a predicted model, not a curated record
CCAUUGAAAAAAAUAUUUCAGAAGUAUGGAAAAAUGGCAAAUAGCUGUCUUUUCUCUAAUCAAAGCACAGUGAAGUAAUAGAUAGAUUUCUAAUGAAAAUGAAAGCGCACUUGAUUAGUAGGCGCAAACUUGCCGCGCUGCUCUGUACACUGACCUUGUUUACAUUGAUCGUCUUCCUCAGCGGACAGUUUGGUUUGUCAGCUGAUACAGAUGAACCGCAGUAUAAUGCCAGAGGGAUACCGAACGAGGAUAAUUAUUUGAAAACCAAAAGAAGAACAAAAGAGGUAUUCGACUGGAAUCAGCUGGAGAUUGUUCCAGAAGAAUCUAGAAAUAAGGGACGGUUCAUUCCUCCCAAGAGAGUUGUUCAUUUAGAUCUAAAGGGGGCUCCUCCAAAGAUUAGUUAUUUACUUCAACUUCUUCCAAUGAUAAAAAAGGCGGGAGGGACUGAUAUAUUGAUUGAAUAUGAAGAUAUGUUCCCACAUUGGGGACCCCUGGCUAAUCUUUCAGCUUUAAAUGCAUAUUCAAGGAAGGAUGUAGCAGAACUUCUCUCUGAAGCAGAUAAACAAGGUUUGGGAGUCAUUCCACUUGUACAAACCUUCGGUCAUCUAGAAUUCGCGCUAAAACUUGAAGAAUUUCAGACAAAGCUAUCAGGUUUACCAGUUGGGCCAAUGCUCUGUAUAUUCAGGUUUACCAGUUGGGCCAAUGUUGUGUAUAUUCAGGUUUACCAGUUGGGCCAAUGCUCCAGAUGUAUUGAAAGACUGGAGAAGGCAAAUGCUGAAAGCACAGGAAGCACAUACUAUGACGGAAGAUACCUGUUUCUUCAACAUGUAAGAAGAUUGGGAGAGAUGGUUCGAGGCCUAAACAAAGUUCCAAUAAUUUGGGAUGAUAUGUUGAGAAAUAUGGAUAAAUCUAAUCUAAAAGAAUCCGGGAUUGGGGAGCUGGUGGAACCAAUGGUUUGGGUUUAUGUUGAGGAUAUUGACAGGUUUGUGGAUAAUACAGUGUGGAGAACAUACUCUGCAGUGUUUGGUGGAGUGUGGGUAGCCAGUGCGUACAAGGGCGCUUUCGGUGAACGAUUAUAUGUGGUUAAUAUGUUCCGACACUUACAAAACCAUCUUUCAUGGCUCGAUGUUAUGUACAGAUCCAAUAUGUCGUUCGAUGUACAUAUAUACUUAGUCUUUCUAUUUAUGCACUGUACUCACUGUACUGUACUGUACUGUACUGCAGGUUGGUCCAGGUACGAUCAUUUUGCAGUACAGUGUGAACUCCUUCCAGUAGCUGUACCAAGUCUUGUACUCAGUCUUGCAGUUGUUACCUCAGGAAAGGGAGAUAUUCACACAAUAAGAAAAGUUCAGGAAAUAUUAAAAUGUUCUCCGCAAAAGUCCUUGAUGUUGUAUGAUGAACUCCGACGUAACCCUAAUCAGUGGGAUCUUUACAGAUGUUCAUUCCCUGGUGUCAAGGCAUUUUCUCUCAUCUCAAACUACAAUACUCAGAGAGUAGAAGUGGAACAACUAUAUACCAGACUGAAGGAGAAGGAUGGAUGGAUGUCAGACUGGCAUGUUAGACACAAGUUUUCCUCUCCCUGGCGUGUAGAAGAAACCUUAAAAACAACAAAUUACCUACCUGGAAAUGUCAGAGAUUUAGAAAAACAAGCCAAGCGAACUCUUGGAUUAUACUUUGAUGAGUUUACAGUAAAGGAGUGGAUGGAACAACACUUACUACCACUCUCUGAAAAGCUUGCUGAAAUUAACAACAUGGCGGACAUUUUAACCAAACCAAACCAUUGGCCGCGCCGCCCCAUUUAGCAGAUUAAUUAGCCAAACCAAAUCAAUGUUGAUAAUAUGCACUUUUUGGUCUUAUUCAAGAAAAAACUGCCUCAUUUCAUAGCCUAAAUUAUUUCAACAAAAAUGAAAAUCAUAAGCUUAAACUUACGACAAAAAAAUUUCCGGACUGGACUCAAAAUAAUAAAAUAGAUAAAAAUUUAAAUUUCAUGUAAAUUUAUGCGAUGAACUAUGUACAAGAUGAGGAAGAACAUUCGUAUGCUCAUAUUGAGCAAUUUGGUCUUUCUUGUUAAAAUAAAAUAGAAUAAUUCCAGUGGCGGCUUUAUGGUGAGGGGGGAGGGGUAGGUGGACAUCCCCCCCUGGAAAGUGGGGGAGAAGUACUUAUAUCUGAAAUAAAGAGGUUGUUCGCCCACCUGCAACAUUUGGAGCUUUUAUUCGAUUUUUAAGAAAAAAUUAAAAUUUUAUAUUCCCCCUGUACACUUUAAUACGCCGCCCCUGAAAAGAAAGCUCUGCAUUAAUAAGGCCUGGGGUGGGGGCCCGUUACUAGGAUUUUCUAACACUUUAUUUCUGCCCCCCCCCCCAGUAAACUUCUUGCAAGGAUCUCUGAUUUUAAAAGGCUGUGUAACUUCCUCGCAGAAUGAUUUAUUUUUCUAUAAGGAAGUCUACAUGCAGUACACGAUAUACUAAAUGAAGUAAGUUGCACAAUAUUCCCAGUAAACAAAAGUUGCACAAUAUUCCCAGCAAACAUAAGUUGCACAAUAUUCCCAACAAACAUUAGUUGCACAAUAUUCCCAACAAACAUAAGUUUCACAAUAUCCCCAGUAAACAUAAGUUGCACAAUAUUCCCAGCAAACAUAAGUUGCACAAUAUUCCCAGCAAACAUAAGUUGCACAAUAUUCCCAGCAAACAUUAGUUGCACAAUAUUCCCAGCAAACAUAAGUUGCACAAUAAUCCCAGCAAACAUAGGUUGCACAAUAUUCCCAGCAAACAUAAGUUGCAUAAUAUUCCCAGCAAACAUAAGUUGCAAAAUAUUCCCAGCAAACAUUAGUUGCACAAUAUUCCCAGCAAACAUAAGUUGCACAAUAAUCCCAGCAAACAUAAGUUGCACAAUAUUCCCAGCAAACAUAAGUUGCACAAUAUUCCCAGUAAACAUAAGUUGCACAAUAUUCCCAGUACACAUAAGUUGCACAAUAUACCCAACAAACAUAAGUUGCACAAUAUUCCCAGUACACAAAGAAAAAGUUCAGCGUUAAGGCUGACGGAUCACUUGAUCAAUGACCCCUUCUUCAAUAGCUAGUUACGGGCCUUAUAAGAAAUUAAUAUAUUGAAUAUGUGAUAUUUUUAAAGCAUUUAUUUAUUCAAUUUUCCAAGAAAAUUGAUUGCAUUGUAUCUCCUAUUUAUGUUAAUAUGAAAAUAAUAAAGAUUUACUAAUUGAA